Cygnus olor (mute swan) is the source of this 1869-nucleotide messenger RNA. It is a transcript of the gene KCNIP4, whose product is annotated as potassium voltage-gated channel interacting protein 4. Gene Ontology annotation, cellular component: voltage-gated potassium channel complex. NCBI's taxonomy places the organism in Eukaryota, Metazoa, Chordata, Aves, Anseriformes, Anatidae. Gene Ontology annotation, biological process: regulation of potassium ion transmembrane transport. The record is from RefSeq and is a predicted model, not a curated record. The transcript is spliced from 8 exons. Gene Ontology annotation, molecular function: calcium ion binding; potassium channel regulator activity. Bases 497 to 1198 code for a protein of 233 amino acids.
GUGUCACACUUAACAAAAAUUGUACUAAAAUAAGCUGGGGAAGGACUGUGAAGCUCAGGGAGAAUCGCAAAGCCUGGGUCUGGAAGCACCGGAGUGCAGAGUGCUGACAGCAGCGUGCUCCGUCGUGCAAGUUUGCAGGGAGCAUUUCUUCUUGGCACCGACACAGCAAAGUCUUCACUCCUGACACAGAUGUUCCUCCAGCAGCUCUGAAGUAAGGCUGCUUGCCGGAUACCAUGCCAUGCCCGGGGGGUAGUGGUCCACCUCAGCCUUACAAGUUGACUCACUACUGAUUAUCCAGUGCUUAGAGAAGCAUGAGAUGCGGGGCUAUAUCUAAUAAUUCUGUCUCAGCUAGGGUGGCUGGUGGAUUGCCACAGCCCAGUGCAACGUCGCUUUGCACCACUGCAACUUUCUUCAAAGCAAACUAUUGGUAAAAUCCUCUCGUUUCCCUCUGAUCACGAGCUGGUGUGACGACUGGAAUGAUUUGCCUGUUGGAAGAAUGUUGACUCUAGAGUGGGAGUCGGAGGGACUGCAAACAGUGGGUAUUGUUGUGAUUAUAUUUGCAUCUCUGAAGCUGCUUCAUUUGCUGGGACUGAUUGAUUUUUCUGAAGACACUGUAGAAGAUGAAAUGGAAAUGGCCACAGUACGACAUAGACCUGAAGCUCUUGAGCUGCUGGAAGCACAGAGUAAAUUCACAAAGAAGGAACUUCAGAUCUUAUAUAGAGGUUUCAAGAAUGAAUGUCCCAGUGGUGUUGUCAAUGAAGAAACAUUCAAAGAGAUUUACUCUCAGUUCUUUCCACAGGGAGAUUCCACAACUUAUGCACAUUUUCUGUUUAACGCAUUUGACACUGAUCACAAUGGAUCUGUAAGUUUUGAGGAUUUUGUUAUGGGUCUCUCAAUUUUACUCCGAGGGACAGUACAGGAGAAACUCAACUGGGCUUUCAAUUUGUAUGAUAUAAAUAAGGAUGGAUAUAUAACUAAAGAGGAAAUGCUUGAUAUCAUGAAAGCAAUAUAUGAUAUGAUGGGGAAAUGCACUUAUCCUGUUCUCAAGGAGGACGCGCCUAGACAACACGUGGAAACAUUUUUCCAGAAAAUGGACAAAAACAAAGAUGGAGUAGUGACCAUAGAUGAAUUCAUUGAGAGCUGCCAGAAGGAUGAGAAUAUAAUGCGAUCCAUGCAGCUCUUUGAAAAUGUGAUAUAAAGAAGGCAUUAGGUCAACAUCUAAUGGACAAACAUGAGCUAUUCUGCAAUACUAUCCAAAAGAUGGAUUUCCCACUUUACCGUAAAUAAAAUUACUCAGCUUCAUACUGAGACAUGUAUUAUGCAAAUAAGUCUUUUUUUAUUAGGAAGUUUCCUCCCCACAUCUUUUCAAAUUAUACUAUUUAGCAUCUCAACAGUGCAUAUGUAACAAGAUUGUUCUGAAAAGUCAGGUUUUUAUUUCAAAACCCCCAAAAUAGGACCUGACUUUAUGCAGCUUUAUUAUCAUUCCAACCCCUAGAUAAAAUAGAUUUAAUCUCACAAGGAGAUUAAAUAAAUACUCUUAGUUUUGCUACUCAUUUGUACUGGAUUCAGCUCCAGGUGUUUGAGUGUAUUUAUUAAAUCUCAGUUUCUAAUUUAUACAGAGGCAUUACCAUGUAUUUCCUUUCCACAUUUGUAUAGUGUAGUCCUCAGUUUUUAAAUAAUAAUUUAACUUAAUGUGCUAUGUGCAAUGCACAGCUUGCUGCAAUUGCCUUCCACCUUUAACUUGCUUCUCUCCUCUUCGAAAAAGAAGACCAAAACCCCAAACCUAACAAAAUAAAUAACUUGAGAGGAAGAGAUGUUAUGUAACACAAACUUAAAAAUGAUAAUUGCUUAGGUAGAUUUAUUCCCUAA